Tachysurus vachellii is the source of this 1110-nucleotide messenger RNA. RefSeq names its product cholinergic receptor, nicotinic, gamma (gene chrng). Gene Ontology annotation, cellular component: neuron projection; synapse; membrane. Gene Ontology annotation, molecular function: transmembrane signaling receptor activity; neurotransmitter receptor activity; monoatomic ion channel activity. The record is from RefSeq and is a predicted model, not a curated record. Lineage: Eukaryota; Metazoa; Chordata; Actinopteri; Siluriformes; Bagridae. Gene Ontology annotation, biological process: chemical synaptic transmission; signal transduction; monoatomic ion transmembrane transport.
AUGUGUAACCUUGAAGGGGCUCUGCAUGGGGAUCUUAUGAGAGGUUACAAAAAGAACAUCAGACCAGUCGAGAAGAAUGAAGAGAUCACAGAGGUCAAAAUCAAGAAUGGUGAAUGGGUAAUUAAGCAUCGGCCAGCUAAGAAGGUGGUAAAUGAGAGGUACAGCCAAGAUGAGCUGGACUACCAGGAGAUUAUUUUCUUUCUCAUCAUCCAGAGGAAGCCACUAUUCUACAUCAUCAACAUCAUUGUGCCCUGUGUGCUCUUCUCUUCUCUUGGACUGCUUGUCUACUUCCUGCCAGCUAAAGCUGGAGGACAGAAAUGUACCAUGUCCAUUACUAUCCUGCUUGCGCAGACUGUCUUCCACUUUCUCAUUGCAAAGAAGGUUCCGGAAACCUCUCAGGCUAUGCCCUUGAUUGGCAAGUAUUUGAUGUUUGUGAUGUCUGUGACUGCAAUCACAGUGAAGAACUGUGUAGUAGUAUUGAAUGUCUCCCUGCGAACUCCUAACACACACCCACUAACCAAUAAAGUCAGGAAGGUACUGUUAAACAUUUUUCCUCGGGUGCUGGGGAUGGGGAUGCAUCGCUGGACACCGCAAAGUGGACCGAGUGCAGAUGACAUAACAAACAAAUAUACUGUCCCUCUGAGGAGACACAGCUCACUAGGAUUAAUAGUAGUGAAGGCAGAUGAGUACAUGCUGAAGAUGGCACGCUCUGAGUUGAUGUUCAGCAAACUGAAAGAGAGAGAUGGUCUCAUGAGGAGUACCCUGCAGAAGAUCCGACAUGGCCUAGGUUGUGACAGUGAGAUCAAUUUAAAACAUCGUAUAGCCGUAUUGAAAUCAAUUUGUGCAGAAUGUAAUUUAACUGGAGAGAAGCACUUCUGGUAUGAACACUGUAAAUGUUUGUUCUCUUUGCAGGAGAAUGAGGAGUGGUUCCUGGUUGCCCGAGUGAUUGACAGACUCUGCUUCAUCACUAUGGCCUUGUUGUUUACACUGGGCACCAUUGGAAUCUUCCUCAUGGGACAUUUUAACCAAGCUCCAGCACUUCCAUUUCCUGGAGACGCCAAAAAAUAUCUCUCUGAGACAUUUACAGCAAACAUCACACAUCUGCAUUGA